AUGAUAAAAUGGGUGCUCAUCAUGUCUAUUACUCCAACAAUGUUGGUGGAAACUUUGACGAUCAAAAAGUGUAAUGAAUUGAAGCACAUAAUAGUUGACAUUGGAGAUGAUGACAGUGGUGGCAAUAAUUGGUGCAAGGUCUUCCCAAAAUUAAAAACUCUUUGCGUUGAAAGUUGCGAGAAAUUGGAAUACAUAUUUGGACACUACACUGAUGACCAUCACAACCACUCUAAGAUUCACCUUCAUCUUUCGGCAUUGCAAAGUCUCACUCUCAAUUACCUACCAAGUUUAGUUGCCAUAUGUCCCAAACAGUAUUGCACAACAUUUCCACCUUUUAAAAACCUUCGCCUCUCAGACUGCUCUGAGGUUGCAAUCGAAUCUAUUGGUGAAUUCAUUAUUAAUCAUUCAGAAUCAGAAUCUCUGUUAAAUACAAUCACCAAGGUGAGUGGGAGCAUUGAAAAUUUUGUUGCUUUAGAAAGUCUCUGGCUACAUAAGUCCAAAGCAGAAAAUAUACUGUGUCUCAAUGAAAUAGAAGGAGAACCAUUGAACUUAAGGUUGCGAUGGAUUUACUUAUACGAUCUGCAUUAUAUGAUGUACCUUUUUGUAGGUCCCAAAAAUUCUUUUGCCCUACAAAAACUUACAAGAAUAAUCAUCAAGCAAUGUGAAAUAUUGGAAGUAGUUUUCUCUACUUCUAUUUUAAGAUGCAUACCACAAUUGAGAGAUAUAAUUAUAUCAAAUUGCAAACAGUUGAAGCAUAUCAUUGAAGACGACAGGCAGAAUCAAAACCUGUCCUUAAGGACUUGUUUUCCAAAACUAAAAACACUUUCCGUAAUAAAGUGUCACAAAUUGAAAUAUGUCUUUCUGGCCUCCACAUGCAAAGAACUUCUGAGGUUAGAGAGUUUGAUGAUCAUGGAAUCAGAUGAGCUUGAAGAAAUAUUCAAAUGCGAAGGUGACCAGAAAGUCAAGAUCCCAAAUCUAAAUAUUCUAGUACUUGACCGCCUACCAAGCCUCUUCCACACCCAAGGAAUCCUAUUUCAGGCGGCAAAAAAUCGUUAUGUACAUAGUUGUCAAAAUCUCUCUUUGACUUCAGCCUCUACUCCUUUUCUCAUCUAUGACAUUGAUCGGCUUUACAUAGAUCUUUAUACAAGGUUUCUGCUUAAGAUUCUAUUUAAAAAAUUACAAAAAGAGUCGACAACUGAAGAUACUUGUAAUGAAAAUUCAAGUGGAGAAACCACAAAAGAUGAUGUUGCUAGUGUUGGGAUUGAAACUGAAGCAGUAUUAGGACAUGAAACGACAUAUUCACAGAAGUUGGAGAAAGAACAAUCAAUGAGUCAACAAGGUCCACUUGGAGAAAUCAAUACUACCAUCAAACCACCUCAGAGUGUUGAAGAAGAAACUGCAUUAACAGAUGCCAAGAUAUUAACAACCUCAACUCAUUUAGAGUUAAUCAGUUCAUCACAAGAACAAGAUUUUGCUGUUAGAGAUUCUCUAGAAACUGUUAAGCUUAAUGAUGAUCAAGAUAGAACCAAGGGUUACGAUACUGGUAAUGAAAAUUCAAGUGCAGAGACCACAAAAGCUUUUGUGGUUGGUGUUGGGAUUGAAGUUGAAGCAACAUUAGAGCACGGGUUGACUUCUUCACAGGAACAACAUGUUGAUGUUAGAGAUUCUCUAGAAACUACUAUGAUUAAUAAUGAUCGAGUUUCUCUAUAUGAAGAUGUUGUCAUGAAAGAAAGCCCAAUUGUUGAGGAACAAAUUUCUAGCAAUAUUGCAUUUCAGGCUCCUUCAAUGCAUUUUGAAGGGAACCCUUCUCAAAAAGUGCAAGAUUUAAGUUCUCCUUAUCUUGUCACGCGGAAGCUUGAGGAAUUGGUUUCCAAGAAGCAUUUGGAUUACGAGAACUUGUCUUUGUUGACUGAUUUUCUUGUUAAGCAUCCUUCAGUUCUUCUAAGUGACAAACAUAGUAACGGAUAUAAGGGCCAUGCAUACAAGUUCCUAAUUAAGCUAUUGAAAUUCCUCCAAACCCAUAGUGUGUUGGAUGUGUUAGGUUCUUGCCACUCUGAAUUUCUCGAGUUAUUACAUGAUGUGCGCGGUUUUACUUUUGACAAGGAUUGGUUGGAUGGUGUUGAAAAGCGCGCUUUGUUUCCUAAUUUGGAAUUCUCUCAAGAUGCAUUGCAAAAAUUAUUGGUUUCCAAGAAACAGAUUGUCGAGGAUGUUGAAGUCGUGCGUUUCAAGAUACACAUUUUAAGUCGAAAUAUGGAAGAACUUAAGCAACAAUUGUCCUCCUCCGAAGCUGAUUUGGAGAGUAUCAUUCAACAAGAGAAACAAAUUGUAGAAUCUAAGGCUGCUUUAACUGCUCCUCUUGGUUAUUAG
Vicia faba (fava bean) is the source of this 2367-nucleotide messenger RNA. The record is from the annotation of a GenBank genome assembly. NCBI's taxonomy places the organism in Eukaryota, Viridiplantae, Streptophyta, Magnoliopsida, Fabales, Fabaceae.